AAUAAACUUAUCAAGCGGCAAGAUCAGUGAAACUUUCACAAUUAGUACAAUCGUAUUCCACAAUUUUCAGGGUCAGCUUAGAGCCGCCAUGUUGAGUAGCAUCAUCGCCAUACUAAUCGCCACCUGCACUUGGAUUCGGAGUACAAACGGCCUCGCCUGUCAGCAGUGCAGUUUUGAAGACGAUCUCCAGGAUGCCUGCCGGAUCCCGUGGCCUGGUGGCGCUAUCUCGCGGCUACUGCAGUGUCCCGAUGUGUCGGGGUUCUGCCAAGUGGGCAUCGUCCUCAUACCCGAAAUAAAUCUGCAGACCGGCCAGAUAGGUCACGUGAUGGGCCGCAACUGUGGCAGUUCACGUCCAGAUGUACGAAGGGACAAUGCGGCUUUAUGGGCCACUCGGUCGCCCGGGGAUCUGAUAGCCUGCCAAGAGAUACCGCUACGCCGUGUGGAUAGUAGUAGUAUGUUCAGCAAGCGGUCAAUCAACUUACGCUGCGUGUGCCGGCAUGAUGGCUGCAACAAUCAGACGGUGACUGAUAUGCUGCGUAUACGCCAGGAACGCCAGUAUGAUGAGGCGGAGGUGAGGUCAGAAUUCAUUACCAGAUACACCAAUCCGGAGCCGCUGGGCGAUGUCGUCACGGAGGAGAAUGCUGGAGAGAAUACCGAGCACGAAGUUCCACCUUACGAGGGUGAAGAGAAUCCGCCGAGUAUUUUUCAGCGGCAGACAGCGGCAUCGGAACAACUGUUGGCUGUCCCGAAUUACUUUUUCUUCCGAUAAAGGUUCCAUGCAGACAAAUCGCGGCAAAACAGCUGAAGACUUGCGGUAUAUAAUUUUAACUACGCAAUGUAUCGGUUUUAUUAACGUAAUGAUGGCUGGAUUAAUCCUGGAAUUGCCGGCAAUAAAAAAUGAUUGACGAUGCCCAUUCAACGGUCAUAUUCCCAAUAUAAACAAUGCCUUUAUGUAUUCGGAGAAAGCAGAAAACAUUAUUUUUUUAAUUCUUAAUUAAUUCUGCAAU
Messenger RNA from Paramacrobiotus metropolitanus, 1007 nucleotides. RefSeq lists its product as uncharacterized. NCBI's taxonomy places the organism in Eukaryota, Metazoa, Tardigrada, Eutardigrada, Parachela, Macrobiotidae. The record is from RefSeq and is a predicted model, not a curated record. The transcript has 4 exons. The coding region runs from base 89 to 769 and encodes 226 amino acids.